AUGGAAAACCUUCUCAGCCUCGCCUUUGACGGCCUCUCCUCCUACGACGGCCCCAAGGUCCGCAAGGGUUUGCGCCAGGUCGAGGGUCUCCUCGCCCAGAUCUGCCUCUCGUCACCGGCAAAGACGAGAUCGCCGACAGCGGACGACGAAUCAACCCGCCGCGGCGCUGGCGGCAAGUCUCUCGCUGACCUGUCCGACGACCCGGCUUUUCGCGAGUUCUUCAAGCUGCAGGAAGGAUUUGAGUGGAACGUCGCCAUGCGCCUCAUCAACACGCUCGACCGUCUGAUGGGCAAGGGCACCGACGGUCAAAACGACCUCCUGAUCCUCAAUUCACUGGAUCUGAUACAGGGCGUCCUGCUGCUGCACCCGCCCAGCAAAGCUCUCUUCUCGCGAGAGCAGAAUAUGAACCUUCUCCUAGACCUCCUCGAGCCUGUCAACUGCCCUGCGAUCCAGUCCGCCACCCUCCUCACUCUCGUCACCGCCCUCAUCGACACGCCCACAAACACGCGCACCUUUGAGGCCCUCGACGGCCUUCUCACCGUCACCUCGCUCUUCAAGUCCCGCUCUACCGCCCGCGAGGUUAAGCUGAAGCUCGUCGAGUUCCUCUACUUCUACCUCAUGCCCGAGGUUGCAUCGGUCCCCCGCACCUCCGCGACCGCCCUCCACCAGCGCAGUCCCAGCAAGCUCGCCGCCUCCACGACCGCCGCCGAUGCGAGCCACGCGCGGAACCGCGCCGGCAGCGAGUCCGCUGACACCCUGACGACAGAGGAGAAGCAGGAGCUGCUGGGCCGCCAUCUGAGCAACGUCGAGGACCUGGUUAGAGACUUGCGGACGUGCACGCCCUUCGGGGGUGUCGUUUGCUAG
Colletotrichum higginsianum IMI 349063 is the source of this 864-nucleotide messenger RNA. RefSeq names its product Cell division control protein 14. The record is from RefSeq and is a predicted model, not a curated record. Lineage: Eukaryota; Fungi; Ascomycota; Sordariomycetes; Glomerellales; Glomerellaceae. Bases 1 to 864 code for a protein of 287 amino acids. The transcript is spliced from 2 exons.